Piliocolobus tephrosceles (Ugandan red Colobus) is the source of this 602-nucleotide messenger RNA. It is a transcript of the gene AKAP14, whose product is annotated as A-kinase anchoring protein 14. Gene Ontology annotation, molecular function: protein kinase A regulatory subunit binding. The transcript has 4 exons. Lineage: Eukaryota; Metazoa; Chordata; Mammalia; Primates; Cercopithecidae. Gene Ontology annotation, cellular component: cAMP-dependent protein kinase complex. The record is from RefSeq and is a predicted model, not a curated record. Bases 275 to 544 code for a protein of 89 amino acids.
UUGUGAGGAGUAAAUGACUUCAGACACUGAAGGCUUAACACAGUGACUGGCAUAUCAUAGGGAUGCCCAAUACAUACCAGCUGUGAGGCUUAUCACCACUGUUCUUCCUGGCAUGGCCCUGCAAGCUCAUCUUCAGCUGAAGAGAAGCUAGCACUUGCAAACAUUCCAUCUGGCAAUCUGAGAGAAGCUACUGAGAGAAUCCUGAGACAUCCCCAGCUACCUACCACUGCUCCUGUUCCAAGCAAAGAAGAUCUGCUCACUCCGGAAAAAGCAAAUGAGUGAGACUCAAAAUUCAACAAGCCAGAAAGCAAUGGAUGAGGAUAACAAAGCCGCAAGCCAAACAAUGCCGAAUACACAAGAUAAGGACUGUGAGGAUAAAUUGACUCAAGUAGCUCUAGCUCUGGUUGAGGAUGUCAUCAGUUAUUCUGUUAAGAUUGUGGAAGAGGAGCAAAACCCUUUGAAAAACAUCAAGUGGAUGACUCACGGUGAAUUCACUGUGGAAAAGGGUCGUAAACAAAUUGACGAAUAUUUUUCGGUAAGUUAGGCCGACCACUCCAGCAUGGUACACCAGUGUGAAGAACAAUAAAGAGACUCUCAGCAGA